Messenger RNA from Pseudomassariella vexata, 741 nucleotides. RefSeq names its product uracil phosphoribosyltransferase-domain-containing protein. Bases 1 to 741 code for a protein of 246 amino acids. The record is from RefSeq and is a predicted model, not a curated record. NCBI's taxonomy places the organism in Eukaryota, Fungi, Ascomycota, Sordariomycetes, Amphisphaeriales, Pseudomassariaceae. The transcript has 5 exons.
AUGUCUGGCAAGGACUCGCCACAAGUUGGACCUACGCAAUGCGUGGGACCCGACUACCGCGCCGAGAGUCAGAAGCCGAUUGCUACGGUCUCGACUGAGGUGCAAUUUGAUAAUGUCAUCACUCUCCCGCAGACACCACAGCUCAUAGCACUGCUCACGAUGAUCCGAUCCAAGAAUACGGAGCGCGCAGACUUCAUCUUCUACUCGAACCGUAUCAUUCGUCUGCUCGUUGAGGAGGGUCUCAAUCAUCUGCCCGUGGUUGAACAGACGGUGACCACACCGGUUGGACGGACGUAUGCAGGACUCAUGUUCCAGGGCAAGAUUUGCGGUGUGUCUAUUAUGCGUGCGGGCGAGGCCAUGGAGCAGGGCCUGAGGGAUUGCUGUCGAUCCGUAAGGAUUGGUAAAAUCCUCAUUCAGAGAGACGAGGAAACUUCUCUGCCUAAGCUCUUUUACGACAAGCUACCAGAGGAUAUUGCCGACAGAUGGGUUCUACUCCUCGAUCCCAUGUUCGCCACGGGCGGCUCUGCAAUAAUGGCUGUAGAUGUUCUGAAGUCUCGGGGCGUCCCAGAGGAGAGAAUUCUGUUCCUGAACCUGAUUGCCAGCCCCCAGGGCAUCAAGAACUUCGCCACCAAGUUCCCCAAACUCAGGGUUGUUACAGCCUUUGUUGACCAGAAACUUGACGAAAAGAACUACAUCGUCCCCGGUCUUGGGGAUUUCGGCGAUAGGUACUACACCAUGUAA